Molecule: messenger RNA, 710 nt
Organism: Lobosporangium transversale
Lineage: Eukaryota; Fungi; Mortierellomycota; Mortierellomycetes; Mortierellales; Mortierellaceae
Product: Mad3/BUB1 homology region 1-domain-containing protein
Exons: 2
Coding region: 55-621 (188 amino acids)
Biological process (GO): mitotic spindle assembly checkpoint signaling; meiotic sister chromatid cohesion, centromeric
Molecular function (GO): protein kinase activity
Source: RefSeq, a predicted model, not a curated record
UGUUUCUGACAUUCAUCACAUCAUUGGAGCAACGUAUACGUGAUUCAAGGAGGAAUGCAGAACCAACAGCAGCAACACCACCAAGACUAUAGCAAAGAGCGUUCUUUACCACCUUCGCCUCCACGCGAUUCAUUCUCUCCUUCUCAUGUAGUUGACAUUGAUGCCAUUGAACUUGAGAAAGAAAAUAUUCAGCCCAUCAGGCAGGGUCGUAGUGCACAAGUCCUUAGUCGCCUCUUUAGUACUCAACCUGUUGAUCGUGCACACGAACUGGCGCUACAACAUCAGCGUUUUCAGGCCGAACUCGAUCGAAUCGAUGAACUAAAGGACCCUUUGGAUGCAUACAUGCGAUACGUGAGUUGGACGAUCGAGAAUUAUCCUCAAAGCGGAGCGCAGGGACAUGAUUCUCGAUUGGUGUCGCUACUUGAGCAAGCAAUUGAAACAUUCAAGGAUGAGGAGCGUUACAGGAACGACCCACGAUACGUGAAGCUGCUUAUUCUAUAUUCAGAGAAGAUCGAGUUCCCGAUGGACGUUUUCAGUUUUAUGGAGACCAACAAGAUUGGGAAUGAAAUCGCCAUGUUUUAUGAAGAACAUGCAGACUAUUUGGAGUCACAAGAGGAGUGAGUUUCCUUGCAAUUGCGCUAUAACCUAUUAUAUGAAAAGGCAAAGGAGAUUUUUCUGCUGGGCAUUCAUAGGAGGGCUCGCCCUUUGGG